Molecule: messenger RNA, 5106 nt
Organism: Sceloporus undulatus (fence lizard)
Lineage: Eukaryota; Metazoa; Chordata; Lepidosauria; Squamata; Phrynosomatidae
Gene: ZDHHC21
Product: zinc finger DHHC-type palmitoyltransferase 21
Exons: 9
Coding region: 220-1017 (265 amino acids)
Biological process (GO): peptidyl-L-cysteine S-palmitoylation; protein targeting to membrane
Cellular component (GO): endoplasmic reticulum; Golgi apparatus
Molecular function (GO): protein-cysteine S-palmitoyltransferase activity
Source: RefSeq, a predicted model, not a curated record
UGUGAUAAACUCCCUAGUGUUGCUGCCAAUCAUCUCUGCUCUCCUCCAUAUGUUUAUUGAACAGCACUUUGGGCUAAGUUGACAAGGCUGCUGAACUGCUGAAUCUGUGUUGGAAUCAAUAAUGAGAUAUGAUAAACUGAUGAGUGAUCCUGGAAAGAUGGAGAUUCUUUAGGUCCUUUCCUGUGUUGUGUUUGACAAGCUGUCUUCAGAUUUUAUACAAUGGGACUACGUAUUCACUUUGUUGUUGAUCCUCAGGGCUGGCUCUGUAUGGGCCUGAUUAUUUUUGUUUGGCUUUUCAACACAUUCUUAAUUCCAAAAUUGAUUCUCUUUCCACAUUAUGAAGAGGGACAUAUCUCGGUGACUGCAAUACUCUGUUAUUACAUAUUUGCAUUGUUCUGCAUCAUCUCACUACUUCGAGCCUCUGUAGCAGAUCCAGGAAGACUACCUGAAAGCCCAAAGAUACCAAUUACAGAAAGAGACUUUUGGGAAUUAUGUAAUAAAUGUAAUAUGAUGAGACCAAAGCGUUCCCACCACUGCAGCCGAUGUGGACACUGUGUUAGGAGAAUGGAUCAUCAUUGUCCAUGGAUUAAUAACUGUGUUGGUGAAGAUAACCACUGGCUGUUUUUGCAGUUGUGCUUCUACACAGAGCUCCUCAGUUCUUACACAUUGCUACUUGAUUUUUGCCACUGUUACUACUUUGAGCCACUGAAAAAAGUUAAUUGGGAUCUCUUUGUUUUUAGACAUGAACUCGCCUUGACACGAAUAUCUACCUUUAUGGGUUUAAUAAUGCUGGUUGGAAUUAGUGGACUUUUUUAUACCCAAUUAGUUGGUAUAUGUAAUGAUACUACAAGCAUAGAAAAGCUGGCAAACUGUUGUGAAGAAAUAUCGAGACCCCGAAAGCCGUGGCAGCAGACCUUCUCAGAAGUUUUUGGCACUCGCUGGAAGAUCCUGUGGUUUAUUCCUUUCAGGCAAAGACGACCACUGCGAGUUCCCUACCACUUUGCCAAUCACGUCUAAACAGAUGGAUGGUGGGCACAGAUGGGUCCUCCAUGCUGGAAGUGUGUUGCAGGUUUUGUGAUAAUAGAACUAUGACAGUCCUCAAGUCAAUUAAAAUCUACCCACCAAUCUUAAACAUCACAAUGUGCCCCAGGCUUUAUUUUAAUAAUAAUGAUCUUGAUUCUGUUUUUGGAUUAAUGCACAUUUCUCUGUUUACUUUUAAAGUGUACUUACUUUCACAUUAGCUUUCUAGAGGAAUUACUUUAAUAUGUGGGGUUAAUAACAAACACAGUGAUUGAUGUACAAAUAUUACAAUUUUUUUGUUUUGAUACUAGACAAUAUGAUUAUAUGUUUUGAUAGAAACUGUCAUUUACUCAGAUCAGUAGGUCUGAAAAGUGUCUUGCCUGGCUUGAAUUUUUUAUUUUAUUUUUUAAAUCAAUAAUACUGGAUUCUGUGGAGACCCUUUUCUUGCUGAUUUGAUGUAAAUUCCCAAUGCCUUCUUUUAUUUGUGAUUUAUGAUGCACAAUAUUAAUUGAGCUGCUUAUCUGUAGACAAGGAUAGCAUUUUAACAAUGGCUGCUAUUUUCUUUUCUUUUUUAAAAAAAGCAGUUUUCUAUCAGAUGUUUUCAGUUAUAAAAUAUGUUCUUACUGUUUUUUUAUUUAAAACCAAAACAAAAUCCUAAUGUUACUGUAAAAGGAGAAAAGGUAUUGUCAUGAAUAGCUUCUUCCUUCUACUUUGUAAAUGCAAUAAUUAGCUCUAUGUGGUAAAUGUGUAUUAGAAGUGCAUACUGGGAGAAACAAAUUAGGCAAUGAUCCAGCCAAAUUUAAGCACCUCUUACGUCUCACAUUUUACUGGUACAUUUGGUCAUCUGCUCCAGCAGUUCCAAAGUGAGAGCCAUGUUAGUCUGUUGCAGCAAAUAUUAUCUGGUAGCACCUUAAAGCAUGGUUAAAUAUAUUAUGACAUAUUUUUCCACGGAGUUGAGCUGGCACAUACUAUUUUGGGAGCAAGUCUUUCUGAACUCAGAGCUCCUUAAGCUCUGAAUACACAUGCAUAGGAUUGCUAAAUGCAUAAUUUAUGCAGCAUCAUGCCUGUUGGUUUUACUAGUUCCUAUAAUAUAUCAGGUAUAAACAUGAAAUACUCUGUUGUUGCUAUAGUUAUACUUCUUGUUUUGUAUAGUCACUGCUAGAAAUAUUUAGAAUUUAAAUUUGAAGUGUUCAUAGAACAGUUAAUAUAUGUGAGAGAUACUCUAAAAAUGCUAUUUAAAUAUGGGUGUUAAAGAAAAAUAUUAGUUACUGUGCAUAAAACGUCCUUAUUUAAUAUGUUUCAGUGGGUUAUAAAAAGUGAAAUGAAGCAAGUAUACUGAUAUGACAAGAUCUGAGCUGAUCUGCAGUGGUUUUUAUUUUGGGUGUAUUGUUAGUAGUAUGGUUUUUUCCCAAAUGUUGAGAAGGUAAAAGGGAAGUUUGCUACCAAAGCAUGAUGUGACCUAGUUCUGUAAGCAGUUCACAGAAUCACUGGGUAGUGUAACAAUUCUGGUGCAUGGAUACUGUAGUGUAAUACCAAUGUUAUUGUUGGCACUGAAAUAGCUACCUAUAUUGCUGUCCUGGUGCAAUUCGUCUGUUCUACCCUUGCCAUAGCUCAGCCUUCCCCGAACUGCUAUUCUCUAGAGGCUGGUCUAUAGCUCUUACCAUCAUUGACUGUGUGACUGAGGAGGAGUUGUAGACAUCUGGCAUGUAUUGUCUAGCUUGCCAGGAAGUUCAGCCCCUGCCCUUGCACUGCAUUCUUUGUGCCUAUAUGGGUUCUGUGUCCUGCCACAUGGAAAACAUGCCCUUGGACCAUGAGCCCACUAGCUGUUGGUGUAUAUUGAUUAGUGAACCAAAGCCAAUUAAUUCUUCUGAACUUACCUUAUGUUAAGAUUUAGUUUGGGUCCAUUAUCAACAUGAUGCUUCCUCAAAUAGUCAAACGAUUAUCAGUUAAUUUUGCUUACAAAAAAUGUCAACAUUUGCACCUCAACAGUGAUGCUGUGAUGUAAAUGUUACAGAUGGGGUAAGAUGGCAUACAGAGUGUCACCCAUGACAGAUAUUAGAUGUUAGCUGGUACAUCCUUCCACGCUGCUAUACCAAACAGAACCAGUUAUCCUUAACUACAUCAGACAGAUGUUUAAUGUGGUUAUAAAAGCUUUGUAUUGUGGCUGUUAGCAAAUAGUUCCCUUGUACUAACAGCAUGCAGUUGCACUGCAAAUGAGGUAAAUGCUCUGCUCAGACUUAUUACUUAUUCUCUUACCUAAUCAAUGGAUAUUUUGUUUAAAAAAUUAUGAUUGUGUAUUAUCAUGAUUAUUAUGAUACAGCAGUUAUUUCAUGUUUGACACUUUCUCUUACGCUUACUAUAGUAUAAGCAAUAUUUUCAUUUUGAGAACUUCGAAGCUAAGUAUCACAUUGAUAGAACUGGUCUUUGGGGAACAAUGCUAUCAUUCCAUGUAGUUAGAGUAAGAAAAGAAGUGAGAGUGUUAGUCUUCCAAAAGACUAUUAACAUUUUUUUAACCCAUUCGUAAUGUAAUUUUGAAAGACCUUGAUUCUUGAUUACUUUUCUUUGGCAUUGCUUGUGAUUUAGCUCCAUUAACUUUAAAAACACAUUUUUAAAUCAGAACAGCUGGUCUACAGGGUAAUGUUACCUCCUAAUGUUUAUUUUGAAAACCAAACUGAAAACACAGCGAGUAAUAAUAAUAAUAAUACUUGAUGCUAAACACAAAUCAUACCAAAUCAUUACUGUUUUCUCUUUUAUCACCAGUUACAACAUAUUGCUUAAUGUGAGAUCGGCAAAUGUUAUUAAUGCAUUUUUUUGCAAUGUAUAAAAGCUAAGGUAAUUUUGAUGCACCACUAAAAUGAAUUUAGUUUUUCUAAAAGUUCAGAAAUGUUAAAUGAGCUUGAAACAUCUUUCUCUUGUUGUCAAAGUGCCCUCUCUUGGUUGAUUUGUAUAAUGACACUGGCAUUCUUCACUCAAAUCAAAGUGCUGUUCUAAUUUCAGAACAGAAAGGGGCAUUUUUACAGAUCAUAUUUUAAGGCACCUAAAUAUUGAUACCUGAGUUGGAAAAAUGAUACAAGAGCAGUGUAGCAAAUUUCCUGAAUUGAAGAAACAGACACCCAUUCCUUGUUCAGUUGUACUCCGUCUGGGGUUACUAUUAAUACUCUUGCUUGAAAAGGAACAAGUAUCAGAAUGAUAGACAUCUAUGUCAGUGAUAUAUCCUGAGCCUAGAGGAUGAAGUAUUAGGCUAGGGCCUAAAUACACAGGGUAAAAGUGUAAUAAAACAAAGUGUAUUCAUAGAUAGUUGCUUGCUACCAAUUCUGGAUAUAUUAUUAACUUUAAAGCCAAAAAGUCAAUCAAUCAUUAUCUGCUCCUGACAAAACUGUUGAGCACUGUCAAUCAAAAUGGGAGAAGUUCAGUAGAAAUUUAAAGUUUUAAAAUCCCUGGAUCUAUAAUAUCAAGUGUUCAUCUUGAUUCCAUGUUAAAACGCAUUCAGGUUGCCAGUUUAAAGAUCCAGUGACAUUACCUCCCCUUCAUACUGCGCUGUCUCCUCAUAACCAUCAAAACCUAGUUGUAAAUCCUAGGAAAUGCUUUUGCUGGUGGAUCUGAAAGACAGGAUAAUAAAUGGAGAGAUUAGUUGGAACUAAAUAUGUUUUAAUAUGGCUAGGGCAGCUGCUUAAUUUUCUACCCUAUUUUGCAUCUGUGCUAUUUAUUUAUAAUCUUUUAAUUUUCAGAUGUCUAAAUUGAGGUAGUUUAAAAAUAUCUAAUGUUCAUGUAUUUCUCUAUUGUAAAUUAAACUGUGCUUUGAAAUAGCUGGUACAUGGCAUUUAAACCAUUAAUAUAUAUUGCAAACAGGAAUAUUUAAUUAAUUAGGAAAAGACAUUGUAAUUUUUAUGUUCAUCUUUCCAUCACAAUACUUUUAAAAUAAUUACUUUCAUGCUGGUUUCAUGAUGAUAUGUGUUGUGGUUUAAUUUUUCUACUCCCUAGAUGUACUAAGGAGUGUUCUCAUUGUCCAGCACCCAGUUUCUUCAUCACUUACUUCAGGGAUGGAAAUUAUGUGGCCCUCCAGAUGUUGUUGAACUGUUAUUCUCA